Messenger RNA from Orussus abietinus, 618 nucleotides. RefSeq lists its product as uncharacterized. The transcript is spliced from 2 exons. Gene Ontology annotation, molecular function: heme binding. Gene Ontology annotation, cellular component: intracellular membrane-bounded organelle; membrane. NCBI's taxonomy places the organism in Eukaryota, Metazoa, Arthropoda, Insecta, Hymenoptera, Orussidae. Bases 26 to 613 code for a protein of 195 amino acids. The record is from RefSeq and is a predicted model, not a curated record.
AUCCAAUCCCAGUGCAGUCUGAACGAUGUCCCUCGACCGACAACUCGAGACCACGGUGUCCUCUUCGACCACCUCACGAGAGGCGAGCCCCGACAUGGACUUCCUGACCCUCAGGAUUCGCAGCCUGGACCUGCCGAAGAAGGUCGACUGCCAAGAGGAAGACGAAGAGGACGUCGAAGACGAGGUCGAGUUCUUCGAGUCCGGCGAGGAGAGUCGAGGAGAGGCCAGGAAAAUCCGGGAAGACUCCUUGGAUCGUCAGUGGACGAGUCGUGGAACCGAAGAGGAGAAUUUUCGGUCCAGUGAUGAAGGUCCUUUGGCGAUCAUCUCCCUUGACGAGGUCGCUUGGCACGAUACCCCUGAAGACUGCUGGCUCGUCAUCUACGACUACGUCUACGACUGCACGGACUUCCUUAAGAGGCACCCUGGGGGCGAAGAUACUCUUCUGGAAUACGCUGGAAGGGACGCUACUCUUGCAUUUGUCGGGGCUGGUCAUUCCAAAUGUGCCGUGGAGGUCCUUAAGAGGUACCUCAUCGGGGAGCUGCCCAGGGUAGAGAGGAUCUUCCGGGUACCCGAUGGCGUCAAACUCCAUGGACUUUACGAUGCCAACAGCUGAAUCCA